AUGGCGCCAGCAGCAGCCAACUACUAUUCCGCUCCUCCUCAUGCACACCAAAAGCAACGUGGCUAUCGUAUCUGCGAUACUUGCGGUGCAGUUGAAAACCCAGUUGCCCAGAAGUUCAGACUCUGCGGUGGUUGUAUGACCACCCAGUAUUGUUCCCCCGAGUGCCAAAAAUCGCAUUGGCCUUCUCACAAGACCAUCUGUCAGCACACUGCUGCUCAGAUGUCAGGUGCAAAACAGCAGGCCAUCGGGCCUGCAUAUCCCGAUGAAAACUUGGCGAAGUACCUUCGCAAGUUUACCUCGACACACUCUUCACUUCUCGGAUGGGCCGGCUUCCAAGCCCUUCAAUUAAAGCGCCUGCCUGCCAAUAUCCGGCAAAGUGCGUUGCUUAUCGAGCUGAGCUACAACGCUCACGCCGAAUCAUUAUACCGUUUCUCAGUAGCAAAUACGCAUAUAGUCUCUCGGACAUAUGUAACCAGCCAUGAUCCCCUUGUGGCCGCUGAUAUCAGCCGACGAGAAGAACGUUGUCGUCGCAGUGGGGGAAUCGGAACCCUUGUUAUACUCGUACAAUGUGGUGGCAUUUCUCAAGUUAUGCCCGUGGAAGUCGACCCACCUAGUAAAAUCUCGUGGGAUUCACGAGACGAUUGGUCGGAAGUUCUCCGUCAUUUCGUUGAAUCUGGCCGAACAGAUUUCAAACCUAUAUCCACGACCGCCAGGGGGUAAGCAGUCAAAGUUUGAUGGAUCGGACCGUGAAACUGACAUGAUCGAAUCUUAGGGUCGUUUAUGGCUAAUCUAAAUCAUCGCCUUCCUGACUUAUGAUUAUCUUUUGGCAACGUGGAUCGUUGCAUGACCAGCAUUUUUUUCGUUCCGCUGCAUCGUGUUCGGACAAUUUGUACUAUUUGUGUCGCAUUCAUUACAACUUAUCAUACCCCACGAUUUCAUGUUAUGUUGUAAUUGUACUGCAUGUCGAUUUAAUGGUUAUCAUUCAUUGAUACAGUUGAAACUCGAGCUUGAAUCGCUUUGGGCCUUCUGGUUAUGAAAUAGUCACCGCCUGCUUAUGUAAAAUUCAUAGAUAGACAACACGUUGACCCUUCCAUCUCUUCCAACUUACUGAAAGUAACAUUGUCCCUGAUCAAUGAUGGCUGCCCAGGGAAGGGAAUACACAUCUGCACCCGCUGAUG
This is a messenger RNA of Suillus subaureus, 1178 nucleotides long. RefSeq lists its product as uncharacterized. Lineage: Eukaryota; Fungi; Basidiomycota; Agaricomycetes; Boletales; Suillaceae. The transcript is spliced from 4 exons. The record is from RefSeq and is a predicted model, not a curated record. The coding region runs from base 1 to 720 and encodes 239 amino acids.